Molecule: messenger RNA, 2623 nt
Organism: Rhododendron vialii
Lineage: Eukaryota; Viridiplantae; Streptophyta; Magnoliopsida; Ericales; Ericaceae
Product: cysteine-rich receptor-like protein kinase 10
Exons: 7
Coding region: 356-2335 (659 amino acids)
Biological process (GO): protein phosphorylation
Molecular function (GO): protein serine/threonine kinase activity; ATP binding
Source: RefSeq, a predicted model, not a curated record
UCUACUGGUCAAGGCACUCUCGUUUAGGCGUGAUGCUUAAUUGGGUUCAAAUUCCAACUCCACGAAUCGUAUCCUUCCCUUUCCUUAUAAUUCCCUCCGAUAGAUUAGGAAAAAGAAAAUAUCAUAAUUGUCAAUCCGUAGCUAAGCUUUGAUGAGAUUCUCUACGCCUAGUGAGAACAUGUUAUGCACCAUAGAAGCUUCCUUAGGCUUUCGGGUGGGUGGGUUUCUGGGGUUGUUUCCUUCCUCAAGUUAUACUCAUCGACCCUCUCUCUGCUUUUGGUAUUCCUAGAAUCCUACCUUUGGCAACUUUUAAAUUCGUCCAGUACUCGGAUUCCCUUUAAUUCAUGAAUAUAAUAUGGGUUCAUGGAGAGACCUUCUAUUCCUCCAUCUCAUUCUCGUAAACAUUGUUAGUCUCACCGUUUCCCAGCCUGAUUUCCUAAACUACACUUAUAUAUCUGAAUCUGGCAAUUACUCACCUGAUAGUAAAUACCAGACGAACCUCAACACCCUCCUCUCUAACCUUUCCUCCAGUACCGAUAGAUAUGGGUUUUACAAUUCCUCAUUUGGCGAAAAUCCGGACAAAGUUUAUGCAAUUGUGCUUUGCAGAGGAGACGUUGAGCUCGAUACCUGUCGUAGUUGUAUCAACAAUUCCAUUAUUAAGCUACCACAACUGCUUCCUAAUAACAAGGGGGCGAUCGGAUGGUAUGACUAUUGUAUGCUGCAUUACUCGAACAAGUCCAUAAAUGGCAUUGUUGCAACUGAUCCGCGUUAUUUAAUGGUGAACGGCAGAGAUGCGUUGAGCAUGAAUGAUUUCAAGCAGGCAGUGCGGAGCUUGUUCAACAAUCUCCGCAGCCAGGCAGCGUCGGGUGGGGCCCGCCGCAAGUUCGCGACGGGGAACACAUCUGGUCCGGCUUUUCAGCCUGUAUAUGGACUAAUACAGUGCACACCUGAUUUGUCCGAAACGGAUUGCAAUAAUUGUCUCCAAGGGGCUACUGUAAAUAUUCCGCAGUACUUUGGUGAAAAGAUUGGAGGGAGAAUUUUGACACCUAGUUGUAAUCUUCGGUACGAGAACUAUAGUUUCAUUACGGAGAUUCCAGCUGCUGCACCACCAGCCAUUACGAACAUUCCAGCUGCUGCACCACCAGCCACACCAGACAAUAAGAGUAGCACGUUGCGGCCAACUAUUGUUAUGGUUGUUGUUCCAGUGAGCAUCUCUUUGGUACUCACAGCCCUCACCUGUGUGUUGCUCCGAUUAAGGAAGAGAAAGGAUGUCAGAAGAAAAGGAAGGACUACAUUGCAGCUCUUUGAUGAAAGAGGAGCGGAUGCAGAUUUACCAUUGUUUGAUUUGAUCACCAUAGUAACAGCGACGGACAAUUUUUCUCUUGCAAACAAGCUAGGUCAAGGAGGCUUUGGCCCAGUGUACAAGGGUCGGCUACUGGAUGGACAGGAAAUAGCUGUCAAGAGGCUAGCAAAAAACUCAGGACAAGGUGUAGAGGAAUUCAAGAAUGAAGUUAGCCUGAUUGCCAAACUCCAGCACAGGAAUCUUGUGAGGCUGUUGGGAUGUUGUAUUCAAGAAGAAGAGAAAAUCUUAAUCUAUGAAUAUUUGCCAAAUAAAAGCUUGGACUCUUUCAUAUUCGGUAGGCCAGGAUUGCUCCUAGACUGGAGAAAGCGCUUUGAUAUAGUUUUGGGGAUUGCUCGAGGGAUGUUAUACCUUCAUCAAGACUCAAGAUUGAGAGUAAUCCACAGGGAUUUGAAAGCAAGCAAUGUUUUACUUGAUGCUGAAAUGAAUCCAAAAAUAUCAGAUUUUGGUAUGGCUAGAAUAUGUGGAGGGGACCAAAUUGAAGCAAACACAAAUAGAGUAGUUGGAACAUUUGGUUAUAUGUCUCCAGAGUAUGCAAUGCAGGGCCAAUUUUCCAUAAAAUCUGAUGUUUUUAGCUUUGGGGUUCUGCUACUAGAGAUCGUUAGUGGCACAAAGAACAGCAGCUAUUAUCAAGACAACUGCAUGACUUUGAUUGGGCAUGCGUGGGACUUAUGGAGAGAAGGCAAAGCCUUGGACAUAGUUGAUCCAUUUCUGAGAGAUCACGAGUCAUUUUUAGCUCCUCAAGUGCUGCGAUGCAUUCACAUUGGUCUCUUGUGCGUGCAAGAAUUUGCUACUGAUCGGCCAACCAUGUCAAAAGUGGCUUUCAUGCUAUGCAAUGAAACCACCUUGCUUUCCCCUACGCAACCUGCAUUCAUAAUGAACGGUGUUAGAAGGCAUCCAGACUCAUCAUCAACUAGUGCAGGAGCUGCUUCUUCUGUCAAUGAUGUUACGCUUAGUGCCAUCGAUGGUCGUUGAAGGCUCCAGCUAAAGGAGUCUCAGAAAAAUAAAGACAGGUCUACUAGUAAGAUUUUUGAACAUGGUAAGAUUUGUGCCUUCACAUCUUUUUCUUCCCUUUAAUAAGUUGGAGGAGAAAACGGUAAUGGUUAUUUUUGAUUCUUGAGAAGAUAUUCCAAAAGGCUGUGGAUACCAUGACUAUAAUCAGGAAAAUUGAAACUGGUUGUCAUGGUUUUAUUACUAGAGAUCUCUGUGAAGUCCCAAUGUAUUUGUAGUUUAGAAGAAUCGAACUUCCUUUUUACGUAGUUA